Gamsiella multidivaricata is the source of this 1828-nucleotide messenger RNA. RefSeq names its product G protein alpha subunit. The coding region runs from base 409 to 1470 and encodes 353 amino acids. The record is from RefSeq and is a predicted model, not a curated record. Gene Ontology annotation, molecular function: GTP binding; G-protein beta/gamma-subunit complex binding; GTPase activity. Gene Ontology annotation, cellular component: heterotrimeric G-protein complex. Gene Ontology annotation, biological process: adenylate cyclase-activating G protein-coupled receptor signaling pathway. The transcript has 8 exons. Lineage: Eukaryota; Fungi; Mortierellomycota; Mortierellomycetes; Mortierellales; Mortierellaceae.
AUCGCCCCAUCGUUCAUCUACCUUCAACCGCCUAUCUAAUCUACAAUCACUCCAGCAGACAUCCGCCCCUUCACUCAAUCACCAUUCCGAUUCAGCCCUCUCUCUGCUGAUUACCCACCUCAAUACAUCCAACUCUCUUACCAUCGCGCAAUCCGAUACUUGCAACCAGCAACCAUCGCGACCGGCGUCCUUUUUUUUUUUUUCCCUGUGGUGCUUAGAAAGCCCUCCAAUACCGGCUUGGGCCUUCCUUCCCCUUCUUCUAUCCCUUCUAUCUACGUCCUUUGUUUCAAUUGCCACGAAUUAGGACACAUUGCCACAAAGAGCUCUGCUCCUUCCCGUCCCACUCUUCCACCCCACGUCGCCUCUCUCAAUUGGACAUCAUCCAAUCUCACAGCACUUAUUCGCGUCAUGGGCCUGUGUCUAUCUGCCGAGGAAAAAGAGCAGAAAGAGGUCAGCCAGACCAUUGACCGGGGUCUAGAGGAGGAUAACCGGCGACUCAAGAAGGAAUGCAAGAUCUUGCUACUAGGCAGUGGAGAGUCUGGCAAGUCGACGAUUGUGAAGCAGAUGAAGGUCAUCCAUCAAGGCGGAUACAGCACAGAGGAAUUAGCGACUUACAAAUUGACGGUGUACAAGAAUUUGGUCGAUUCUGCACAGUCGCUGGUGCUCGCCAUGGAGAAGCUGCGAUUGGAGCCCGCAUUAGCCGAAAACAGGGCCAAUGCCGACCGCGUUCUGGAUUAUCGAGUAGAGGCCGACCCUUAUUUCACUCUCAGUCCCGAUAUCGUCAAUGCAAUCGACUCUCUCUAUCAUGACCCCAUCACGGCGACAUGCAUGGAACGGUCGAGCGAGUUUUAUAUCAUGGAUUCUGCACCCUACUUCUUCAGUCAAGUGCGGCGCCUAGGUGCAGAGGAUUACACACCCAGUGUGCAGGAUGUGUUACGAGCACGGUCCAAGACAACGGGUAUCUCAGAAACGAGAUUCAACAUGGGACAACUCAGCAUACAUAUGUUUGAUGUGGGAGGUCAGCGCUCAGAACGAAAGAAAUGGAUUCAUUGUUUCGAAGCCGUUACCUCCAUCAUCUUUUGUGUGGCCUUGAGCGAAUACGACCAAGUGCUUCUGGAAGAAUCAGGACAGAACCGGAUGGCAGAGAGCCUUGUGCUUUUUGAGUCCGUCAUCAACAGUCGCUGGUUCCUGCGGACUUCGAUUAUUCUAUUCAUGAACAAGAUCGAUUUGUUCGCAGCAAAGCUUCCUAAAGUACCGCUGGAGAGAUACUUUUCAGAUUACACGGGCGGUUCUGAUAUCAGCAAAGCAGCCAAAUACAUUCUUUGGCGCUUCACACAAACGAAUCGAGCGCGUCUCCACAUAUACCCACACAUGACGCAGGCUACGGAUACGUUGAAUAUUCGGCUCGUAUUUGCGGCUGUCAAGGAGACCAUCUUACAGAAUGCAUUGAAGGACAGCGGCAUUCUGUAACAAGGCUGCAGGAGAUUGGGGCAGCUCUAUUUCGAUCAUCGAAGGAUUGGCUUGUUUUCAUCGACAGGAAGAGUCGUCUGGCUGUAUGUUUAUCUGCUCGAAAGGCGACCUUUUUUUUCCAUGGCAAAAGUCCUCAGGUCCCAAUGCUCCGCACUGUUAAAAAAAAAAAAAGAAAAAAAAAAAAGAAAGAAGGAAAGAGGUUAAUAUAGCCUAAUUUACUUCUGGAUGCAGCCAAGGAGACAGUCUGCGUUGCGGAGGAUCUCGCGGAGACGUUUUCUUUAUUAUUCUGGAUACUAGCAACCGAUUUGCUCUUGGUAGUUGGGUGGAUGGCUCGCUAGGACAAGGGAAGGGGUGGAAA